Messenger RNA from Mesocricetus auratus (golden hamster), 3084 nucleotides. It is a transcript of the gene Lypd6b, whose product is annotated as LY6/PLAUR domain containing 6B. The transcript has 13 exons. Gene Ontology annotation, molecular function: acetylcholine receptor regulator activity. Lineage: Eukaryota; Metazoa; Chordata; Mammalia; Rodentia; Cricetidae. The record is from RefSeq and is a predicted model, not a curated record. Bases 1131 to 1640 code for a protein of 169 amino acids.
GCCGUGCCCCGCCCCGCGCGGUCCCAGCCAACGCCAGCCCCGGGCUGGUGCCGCGAGCCCAGGCUGGGAGCGGAGCGAGGCGCCUGGAGUCCGCGGGCCGCGACGGCGUAGAUCUUCCUCACCUCCAGACACAACGGGACUGACACACAGGUGAACUCUCAGAGACUAUGGCAGCAGCACACACAGGCUCUAGUCAGAAAGGGCCCCAGCGCUGAGGGGAGAAGGGGACAUGAGCUCCCAUCCCUAACCAAGAAGCUAUCUCCAAUUGACAUCUGCUUGCAAAGGUAAUUCUCUCGUGUGGUUCACUAUUGGGAAACUGAGAAAGGAGAACCGAGUGAGAACACCGCUUCUCCCAUCUACCCUACACCACUUGGGGUAGAGUCCUGAGCUGUGCCUUUGGUUUUCCCGGGGACUUACAUUCAUCAUAAGCAGCAUCCUUUGUUUUUUUAAGGCUGGUUACCUCCUUGGAUGCAGACCGUGUUCACUGCAGAGCAAAGCCCGACUACCAGGCUGUCUUUCUUAAGAUGUCCUUGAAUGAGAGAAGCAGGGACUAGAAAAGGAAGAGGAAGAAAAGGAGGAAGAGGAGGAAGACUUGAUUAAGAAAGGUGAGCAGUUGAGGUCUGCUGUGCACCCUAGCCAUACUGUGCUGCCUCCACAUGCUGCAGACAUCAAGCCAAGGGAUGAAGCUCUCGUUCGAGUCACAGUAAACGUGUUUCUCUCUAAGUUGGUUAUUUCGGAUGCUUGUUGCUGUGGCAAUGCUGACUAAUGGAGCGUCCUACCAUUUAUCUGAAUAUUGUCAGCCAUAUCCUCAGCGGCUCAUACUGCCUUUAUGUACCAGUAGUUUAUGGGAACUCAAGGGUUCGCUCCUUCUUGUUUACUGCCUUAAGCUAAGUACACAGCAGAAUCUUGCUGUAAGGAUGUGACUUCAAAUUAUGACCUCUCAAGAUGUGGAGAACCUGAAGACCUCUACAAAUACUGUCCCACAGAGGAAAAACCACCCCCAAAAGAGGGAAGCUGGAACUGGGAAGCUUCAGCAACCUUUCUAAGGUCCCAUAGCAGCUUAGUGAUGAAAGGGGAUCCAAGUGCAGACAAUACAUACCAAUUGGACCUGCCCCAUCCGGGAGACCAGAAUGCUGCUCCUCUGCCACAUUUUAGCCGUCACCAUCCUCCAGAUCUUGAUCUUCUCAGAAAACUGGGCAUUUGCCAAGAACAUUAACUUCUACAACGUGAGGCCCCCUCUUGACCCCACACCAUUUCCAAAUAGCUUCAAGUGUUUUACUUGUGAAAAUGCAGGGGAUAAUUACAAUUGCAAUCGAUGGGCAGAAGACAAAUGGUGUCCACAGGACACACAGUAUUGUUUGACAGUUCAUCACUUCACCAGCCAUGGGAGAAGUACAUCCAUCACUAAAAAAUGUGCCUCUAAAAACGAAUGUCAUUUUGUUGGCUGCCGUCACAGCCGAGACUCGGAACACACGGAGUGCAGGUCUUGCUGCGAAGGAAUGAUCUGCAAUGUGGAGCUGCCUACCAACCACACAAACGCAGUCUUCGCUGUCAUGCACGCGCAGAGGACAUCUGGCAGCAGUGUCCCCACGCCCUACCUCCCGUUGCUGGCUUGGCUGUUCGUGCUUCCCUUGCUAUGAUGUUACUGUUCCUAAGAGGGACAGAGACAAGCUCUGUAAACAAAAGGCAGAAACAGCGGACUGGUGAAUUUUGGAGCGUUGGCCCAUCUUGCACUUAAUAAAGACGAUACACUGGACCCCAAAGUAGAAGGCAGAGGCUUGCUUUGCUGAAAUGCUCCUGCAUGAGGUCACAGCAUUGAGUGAGCAUGAGAACUUGGUAGGAACCAAGAGGACUACUUAACUCCCAGUGUCCUGGUUCAGGGGCACAGCAUUCUGUCUCUUCUGUAAGAAGAACAUCAGUAUUGUUGAUGGUUGCAUUAGCUUGGUAAAUCCCAGCCUGACCAGAAGUACUUUUUGACUCAAGGACUCCCCCAGAGGUUGCUGGGUCAGACGCUCUGGCUUCUGUGAUCAUCUCAGAGCAUCUCUGUGACAUUUAAUCCUUCUCUCCAUGGGAAAGCCGUUUCUCCACUGUGUUAACUUCCCAUUAUGGUAACGAGUACCUGAGAUGAUUCUUUUAUAAAGAUAAAUGGUUUAUUUGGGCUCACAGUUCUGGAGAUUGAGGUGCAUACUAGAUAGGGGCUUUUGUUAGAGAGUGAAUAGCCACUCACUCAUAACAGAGACUUGAGAAAUGGCUGGAGAGAUGGCUUAGCAGGGAAGGGCACUAACUAAUCCCCUAGAGGACUCAGCUUUGGUUCCCAGCUGGAGAGAUGGCUUAGCAGGGAAGGGCACUAACUAACUGAUCCCCUAGAGGACCCAGGUUUGGUUCCCAGCUGGAGAGAUGGCUUAGCAGGGAAGGGCACUAACUGAUCCCCUUAGAGGACCCAGUCUUGGUUCCCAGCACUGACAUGGCAGCUUAUAACUAAUAACUCCAGGUCCAGGGGAUCCAGUGCCCUCUUCUGGACUCUCUGAGUGCUGCAUACAUGUGGUACAUAGAAAUAUAUGUAAGUAAAACAUUCAUACGCACAAAAACAAAUAAAAUUUUCUUUUUAAAAAGGUGAAGGAAGGAAAGAGAGAGAGAAAUGGGGUGGGAGAGAAAGUGAGCGUGCAUGUAGGUUUCAACAGUACCCUUCAAAGUCAUGUUCCCAAUGUCCUAAAUCUCCCCAUUAGUCCCCACUUCCAAAAGUCUCAACCACCUCCUUAAUGGCACCAACUGGCUGAGGACCAGAAAUUUAACCUUGUAACAGUCAAGAUCCAAACAAUAGCACCCACUAACCACCUAGCCAAUGAAAAAGGCAGCUGUAAUAGGGAAAUUUCCAGUUGAAAUUCUAUGAAUCUGUUUGCCAAUUAUGAGGUGGUUGGGGCUGGGGUAUAAAACUUUGAGUUAGAUAAUGUCAUGCAUGCUGUGUGUCUCUUGACGACAUGGAAGCCUCUGAUGAAGCACAUUUGCCAAUGUCACUAAAGUUGUGUUUCCAGGCGCCAUGGGUGGCAUCUGCUAUCUGAAAGAAUAAAGUUUUAUGGCAAAGUG